AUGGCCCGCACCAGACGCUUGGUGAAUGAGUACGUCGAAAAUCAAGUCAUAGUGUUUUGCCAACAGCACUCGUCUCUUCCUAUACUAAAACUGGAGUAUACCGGCAGUGUGUACGAGAGGCUGAAGACUGAAGCCGCCGAUGAAGUAGAUGUCAUGGUAGUUUUGAGAACGAAAAGGAGAGAGAUUGGGGUUAUUGAAUCCGGAAUAUCUGGGUAUGUUUGCCUCAAGGCAAGAGAUGACUCGUUGUUCGGAAAGUAUGCAAGUCGUGAAGUUUAUAUCGACCCUGUACGCCUUUGGGAUGGUUGGUUUUACAGCCUCGUU
This is a messenger RNA of Pocillopora meandrina, 321 nucleotides long. The record is from the annotation of a GenBank genome assembly. Lineage: Eukaryota; Metazoa; Cnidaria; Anthozoa; Scleractinia; Pocilloporidae.